AUGAGAACCAUCGGUGAUGAGCACAAGCCCACCGACCGGGCCGAUUUGCCAGCAGGGCUGUCCGAAAACUCGUCUGAGCCAGACCUAAUUGACUGGCAUGGGCUUGAUGACCCCGAGAAUCCAUACAACUGGCCCCUGCGGAAGAAAUGGACCAACAGUGCGGUGGGCUAUCUGGCCACCUUCACGACGAUCAUGAAUGGCACUCUGAUUACAGUUGCCCACGAAGCUAUCAAUGAAGAAUUUCACAUCAGCGACGCCCGAUUUCCGAACUCGUACUGGCCUGUGACCAGCUGGGCACUCGGUGGCGCUCUAUCAUCCUUGAUCGUGCUGCCGGUCAUGGAAGAUUUUGGCAUCCGCUCAGGCUUCUUAGGCACGUAUAUCGUCUUCAUGUGCUUCAUCAUACCACAAGCACUGGCGCAGAAUUUCGCAACAUUGAUUAUUACUCGAUUCUUCUCUGGUGGCUGUGUCUCAGUGCUCGCCAACACAGCAGCUAGCUUGGUUAGCAACGUCUGGGAAGGCGACCGUGCUCGCACCGUUCCGCUCAGUCUUUUUGUAACGGUUUUCCUUGCCGGAAGCAGUGCUGGACCAGUCAUUGGUGGCGUCAUCUAUGAAUACCUAUCCUGGCGCUGGAUUUCGUACAUGCAGCUCAUUUGGUACGGCGCUCUUUUUCCUGUUUACUGGAUCUGGUUUCAGGAGAGUCGGGGCACCAAGAUCCUCCAGAACCGUGCGGAGAUGCUACGAAAGGCCGGCAAGCAAGUGUUCACGGCAUCGGAGGUCAAUCAUACGACGUUGCUACAGAAGCUCGGUCACAGCAUCAAGCGCCCCUUGAGAAUGUUGUUCACGGAACCCGUUCUUUUCGUCUUUACGCUCUGGUCCUCCUUCAUGAUAGGCACUGUCUAUGUAUUCACCCAGUCGGUCGAACAGGUCUUUGCGGGCCUAUACGGAUGGACUCCUUCUCAAGCUGGGUACGUGCAGGCCGCCAUCGCCAUCGGUGAAUGUGUGGGUUGGACAGGCGCCCUCGUUUCGGCAAGAUUGUACUUUGCCUCGGCCUCGCGAAAUCUGGAAGCCCCUGGCACACCGGUGCCGGAAGCCCGACUGUACAUGAGCUUGGUGGGUGGGUUUGUGGGUGUAUCUGGAGGCAUGUUCGUGUAUGGAUGGACCUCCUAUCCCUUUCUGCCCUGGAUCGCUCCGACAAUUGGCCUCUUCAUGGUUGGCGCGGGAAUCAACGUUGUCGUGAUUGCCAUUGCCGACUACGUGGUCGAUGCCUACAGCAAAUAUGCUGGCAGUGCUAUCGCCGCCGUGGUCUUGGGAGAAAACACGUUUGCCGCCUUUCUGCCCCUGGCCGCUCAGAGCAUGUACACCAAUCUGGGCUUUCGUUGGGCGAGUACAUUGCUUGCAUUCUUGGCCUUGGUGUUAGCUUUCGCUCCCGUGUGUAUCAUUAUUUGGGGCAGGCAGAUCCGAGCUCGGAGUCCCUUCAUGAAAGACGCCAUGGUGGAAAGAAGCAUUCAGGCCACUACUGUCUAG
Molecule: messenger RNA, 1524 nt
Organism: Capronia epimyces CBS 606.96
Lineage: Eukaryota; Fungi; Ascomycota; Eurotiomycetes; Chaetothyriales; Herpotrichiellaceae
Exons: 2
Coding region: 1-1524 (507 amino acids)
Biological process (GO): transmembrane transport
Molecular function (GO): transmembrane transporter activity
Source: RefSeq, a predicted model, not a curated record